GGUCCCUAACCGAUUUAAAAUGGUUAGGGUUAGGAAAGGAUUAAGGUUAAAGUUAGGCUAAGGGUAGGAGUUAGGGUAUGGGCGUCGCAACGAUUCCGUAUAGCACCAACGCUCUGAUUAGCUCAGGAAAUGUGUCUUUACUGGCCGGUGAAGUUAGUAUUCUAAUCGUCCCUUAGCAACUCGUCUCUAACAAGAUACACCACAGGCAGAGAAAACAGCAUUGCUGGAGUGGAAAAUGGAAUAUGGAUUCAAUCAAGAGGAGCGUGUAUUUUCCGCGAAGAAGAUCCAGACAUACUGGAGGUCUCACCAAGACAAAAGACUUUUCCAGCUGAUGUCGCUCACUGUUCGUGCUGCUGAGCACUGUCUUGCACCUGCUAUUCUCCGCCAACUCAGCCCCAGUGAAGCUGAUCUGGUCAGAGAUCCAAGCAUGCACUGCAAGGUCAGAUUCAGAUUUUCAGGGUCCCAGUUUCCUCCAGUGAUUGUCUUCAAGAUAUUCCACCUUGGAGGAGGAAGACAAUAUAUUUCUGGGAAAAGAGUGUUCCGACCAUCUAAUCAGGCCACAACAGACACCUGCAGGAUGAUGGGAAAUAGGAUAUUCAUCAAUCACAUUAUUGCUGAUGAGAUCCAGAGGCAAGGGAGAAUGAUUUCUGACACGUCUUAUAUCACCUGUAUGAGGGACUUUAUGCAGGUCUCCUGCUGCUCCCCCCUCUUCUGUGGUUUCUACAGCACGCCAUGCCUCACAACCUGCCACUAGCUCCACCCCACUCCCCUCAACUCGCCGCUCUGCCCGUGCACGCACCACAGCUGCCCGCAUGAGACAUCUGUAUAUCCUUGGGGGUACACCAAAGGAUGAGAAUAAUGAAACAACAGAGAAAAACCACAACCCAGAGAGAGGAGAGCAAGAGAAAGACAUGGAAGGAAGUGUAAAGCCUGAAGCACCCCAGAUAGUUUGGCCAUUGGGAUUGGAGGAAGACUCCAGUGAGGAUUCCCUCUCGGAUUCUGAGUGGGAAGAGGAAGCAGAGAAACUCUGCUUGUGGACAAGACAGCUUGCUCUGGAUGAUAUGGACAAUGUGCCAUCCACCUGAACUAGAACUUCAACUUGAGCAAGACUAACCCUAACCCAAAAAAACAUUUUCCACUCCUAUGGCUGUUCAUUUUCUCUUCUCUUGCUUUGUACACAAAUCUAAUAAAAAUGCUUGUGUAAAUUAGUGUAUUAGCCUACAGCUGUGACUGGGUAUUCUACUGCCUCAACCUAAGGCCUGGGCUUUCGUGUUACAGGUGGUAGAGCAGUAGCCUCGAUAAGACUGGAAGACUGCGCCAUAAAACUAAGAUCAAGCCUGUCAGCUGUUCUCACUCGCGCUACAUUUGUGGCAGUGGUGGGAUUAUUAUGGUGGCGUCACAGGUGCUGGAGAAGUAUGUGUCACCUGCUAGCAGUGGGGCUUUGUGCAUGUGUAACCGGUUCUGUACGUUGUGUUCUGGUGAGGUGUAGGUGGAAGGGAAGAGAAGGCUCUGGACAUAAUUCUGCCGGUUGUCUCUCUUUUAAUGACUGCAUGGAAUGGAUACAAAUAGAAGGCAAACGUUUAUGCUGCUGUCUGGACUUAGGCUGGACAAUAGAAAGAGUCAAAAUUCACCCAAGGCUGACAAAUGGCAUAAUAACGUUGGCUAAACUGGAAAACUAGCGCGAGCCUAUAGCAAAUAAAUGGAAUUGAAGUUCGCAGAGCCUCUAACUGGAGUGACGCUUAGAAUUCCAUUUCGCCUAAAUGGCACCAAAAAAUUUAGCCCUUUUUAUUUUACCACUACAAUCUGUUUGUAACGGUUCUCUUGUGGUGAAGGAGAGUCGGACCAAAA
This is a messenger RNA of Oncorhynchus tshawytscha (Chinook salmon), 1848 nucleotides long. RefSeq names its product linkage group 30 CXorf58 homolog (gene lg30hxorf58). NCBI's taxonomy places the organism in Eukaryota, Metazoa, Chordata, Actinopteri, Salmoniformes, Salmonidae. The record is from RefSeq and is a predicted model, not a curated record. The coding region runs from base 236 to 754 and encodes 172 amino acids. The transcript has 7 exons.